Messenger RNA from Clarias gariepinus (North African catfish), 5145 nucleotides. RefSeq names its product armadillo repeat containing 5 (gene armc5). The transcript has 7 exons. The record is from RefSeq and is a predicted model, not a curated record. Bases 454 to 3687 code for a protein of 1077 amino acids. Gene Ontology annotation, cellular component: cytosol. Gene Ontology annotation, molecular function: protein binding. NCBI's taxonomy places the organism in Eukaryota, Metazoa, Chordata, Actinopteri, Siluriformes, Clariidae. Gene Ontology annotation, biological process: anatomical structure morphogenesis.
AUUUUUUAAAGAUGGCGUCGGUGCAAAAAUCCGAGACGGUGGCGUUUGUUUGAACGCCUGAACCCGGGCCUGAGGGAGGGAGAUUAACGGGAAAUCGUUUCCAGACUCCGUUAAAUCAAUAAAACACAACCAGAUAUGAAAUGAUAAAUUACUGCCGUUAGGUUUAGACUUCGCUCGAGGGCCUACAUUCGGGCCUAGGGUGUGUUUAUGGAGCGGACGCGGUCGCUGAAAAAACUCCAUUUCCCAGCAGCACUUUCGACAGGUGACGUCAGUAACACGUUUGCAAUGUUUUUGCCUUUGAAUUGGUUACUGUAGCAUUUUUUUUGUUCUGUUAAUUUUUUUAUAUUUUAGUUAAUUUUUUUAUAUACAGUUGUAAAAAAAAAAAAGAGAAUAGUUUUUUUUGUGUGUGUGAGAGGUGAGGUGGGGUGGGGUUAUAAUUGUUUUAAAACCAACAUGGCAACCCAGGCAGGACAAUUAGAACCCCACCCCAGAGGCCGUACGGACACGCCGUCUCCGCCCCCCGAGUCUUCUCUGUCCUGGUGCCUGGUCCAGCUGAACCGAUCCGGGCCCGACCCCAAACCCUCCAAGGCGGGCCAGUGGAGGGCGCUGGUGGCCAUCCGCACGCACCACAUUAAAGGAGGAAGUAGCAGGAUCGGGCGGUACCAGGCGCAUGGUGGUUUGCCCCCCCUACUGGCCAUCCUGCGCCGACCCGAGAGCUCCAGGAAGAUCCUGGACCUGACCCUCAGCAUCCUGGCCAACUGCUGCACGGAGAAGGAGACGAGAACCGAGGUACGGCGGCUGGGUGGAGUUUGUCUCAUAGUGGAGGUCCUGAAGAGGCACGCGUCAGUGGAGACGGUGGAGAACCGAGCAGCUCGUGCUUUGGGGAACCUUGCCAUGGACCCAGAGGGUUCGGCGCAGAUUCACUCCACAGGCGGUGUUCCUCCUCUUCUCCUCUGCCUGUCCUUGUCCAGCUCUCCGGCGUCCCCGCCCUCUCCCUCCAUUGCCCCUCCUUCUCCAGCCACAUCGUCCUCCACGCUAGAGCGUGCCCAGUCAGCCGCCCGUGCUCUCUUCUACCUCUCAGACACGCCCUCCAACCGCCUCUCCCUGCUCUCCCAGGGUGCCCUGCCUGCCCUGACGCUCUUCCUCGCCCCCGAGUACCCCCUGGGCCUGAGGCGGGCGUGUCUCCGCGCUCUACAUGAGCUGACGCGAGGCUGCGGCGCCGAGUGCGCCCGGGAGGUGUCUGUCUCCGGGGUGUUGUCUCACCUCGGCCAGUUGGCAUCCGAAGACGGAGAUGAAGGUGGGGCUCUCGAGGAUCUGGCGCUAAAGACCCUGGCUAAUCUGUGCUCUCAGGGCUGCUUGCGCCCCCUGGUGGGCUCACUGGGUGUCAUUCAGAAGUUCACAGAGGAAGUGAAGAAAGAUCCGCUGAAAGGCAGCAUGUUGUUUAAGGCUCUGUGUUUGUGCUGCAAAGAGGCGGUAAACCGCGCGAAGGUGAAGGAGAGCGGCGGACUCGAGGUGCUGAUCGGCUUCCUGGCGGCGUAUCGGCACCACCCUUUGACGCGAUUGGCCGUCAUGGCGUGUUUGGACUUUGUGUAUGAUGAGGCGGCUCUGGAGCAGCUGCAGGAACUCGGACUGGUCCCGCUGCUGGUCACGCGCCUCGUCGACCUCGCCCGAGGGGACGACUCCAAGAUGGACACCGGGCUCACGGUGAGCCCUCCGGGCGCCGAGCUCAGCUCCUGUUUCGACUCAUUUGACUUUCCUCCUCCUGAGGGGGGCAGAAAGGAGGAGCUGGGGAAAGAACAGGGUAACUCCAGCUUCCUGAGCCUCAGGUCCUGGCUGCUCACUGAGGGAUUAAUCUCGUCAGAGGUGGAGCUGACUUACUCACCUUGCAAUUCAGAUACGGAUUCAGGUUCUCCUUAUCCCAUCUCCUCUCCUUCCUCCUCUUCUUCGUCUUCGUCUUCACCGUCUCCUCUCACUCCUGGUGACGUUUCUGCGUCUCCAGCUCAGCCGCCAAAACCCGUCUCCUGUCUGUCUGCACGGCACAAACCCUGCCGCCCACCCUCCUCCUCCUCCUCCACCCCGCAGCCCAAACCUCCCGCCUCUUCCUGUAAUGCCUCGUCCCCUCCGAGGAAGCGAGCUCGCACGUCUUCUCUUUCUUCCUCCUCCUCCUCCUCCUCUUCCUCCUCUCGUUUGAGCCUCGUCUCCUUGGACAUCCCGCCGGCGAUACCGAAGACGUCGGCGUACCAGCACCCGUACCACCUCGAGCCGUGGGCGCCGGAGUCUCCCAUCCUGCUGCUGCUGUCCCGCUUCUCCCACGCCGCCGACCCGAGUGGCGCGCUCAUCACCGCGCCCGUGUUCUCCGCCCUGCUUUACUACCUGACGCGGCACCGUGAGCCGAGCGGACGCUGCUGCCGCAUCCUGACGAGGAUCACCUGCAACCUGAACUGCCUGCAGCCGCUGGUCCGGACCGGAGCCGUCGCUCUCAUCAGGCACCGCCUCUGCGUCCGGGGCGCGGCCCGACAAGGGGAGACGGAGAGACAGUCGGACAGAGUGAAGGCUAAAAUCAGGCAACUUGGUGAGUGGCUGCUAAGCAACCUGCGCAUCCAGAGCGAGACGUCGUUCGGCUCCGGGGUUCUUACCCACAUCGUCCUGUCGGGCUCAGAGAACGAUAAACUUCACUGCGCCCUCUCACUGCCAUUCCUUGUAAGUAACCGAGUUCUUCUGAAGAAGCUGCUCCUGGACAGUGGCGGUCUGGUCUCAGCUCUCGAACCUCUUGUCUGUCUGGAGGGUGAAGACGAUGGCGCAGAUAAGUGCAAAGCGUUCCUCUCCGCUUGGAUCUGUCCAUCAGAACAUGCGUGCGCUUCCAGUUAUCACUUGCUGUACGCGUCGCUUCUGAUUGGAUGCCUGUCUAGUCUCCUGCCAGGGUCAAAGGUCAAGGAGAGUACCGAUGCUUUGGAAGGUCCACAGCAGGAUACGGAUUCCCCUUCCUGUCCGUGUCCAUAUAAGACAUCCAGUCAUGACAUGAGCUUCCUGUUGGACGACGGGAGUGUGAUUCCGGCUAAUCGAGGAGCGGUUUCCGGCGAGAUGGGCGUGGCUGAGGUUAAGUCGGAGUACUUCCGGGCGUUACUGACCGGCAGGUUUGAUGAAGCGCAGCGUUCUGGCGGGGACGCCGUGCAUAUCCGGGACGUGACGCGGGGAAUGCUGCUGCCCGUGCUUCAUUAUCUUCACGGCUGCAGGAUGGACGGAGACGUACGCUGCGUCGUUUUGUCCUCGUUGGUCUCCGGAGGUCUGACGAGACAAGUGGCGUUUCAGGACACUUCUCUAGCGGAAGUGAUGAUGGGAGCCAGUCGCUUUUUGGUUCCUGGGUUACAGAGGACAGCUGAGGACGUGUCUGUCUCCAUGCUGUCCUCUCUGGCGUCCGAGGUUGACGAUGCGUCGAAAUCGUCUAACUCCACGAACGAGGACGGCGGGGACGUCGCCCUGGCUUCCAUCCUGCCCCAGGCCUACUGGUUCUCCCAGCGCUACUCCUACGCUCGACUCGGAUCGUCCUGCUUGUCCAUUCUGCUGCGUCCUCAGCUGCCUGCGUCCGUCUCCUCAGAAUGUCUCGUCCGUCUGGUCCGGCAGGCAGACAGCACCGAGAGCCUGCGCCGGGACCUGCUAGGUCUCGUCACUGCAGCGCUCGGCAGCUAACCCCGCUAGACAGGCAGCAAGUUUCCGACUGGCUCUUCGUGUUCCUGAACUCUAGACGCGCCCCUUCCUUUCUCAAAUUGUUCUAGGCCAGAUCGGUUCAUAUUGAACUUUUUUUUUUUUUUUUUUCAGUUUUCACAAAUUAAAAACCUUGACCCGUUGAUAAUCAGCUCCAUUAAAAUCUUUCAAAGACCACAUCUACAGUCCUGACCUCUCUGUUACAUCCAUUAAAUCAGAUAGAGCCUUUGAGUCACAUGAUCAACAAAAACUCUUCGAGUGUUGGAUAUUUAGGAACGCCUGAGGUUUGUUGUCCCCUGAUUAGCUACUGAUGCUAGUGAGAUCCGUUCCAUGUCGCGUGUACGUUCCGCACGUGCUCAGUGCGGCUCCAGACCUGUUGACCUUCACGCAACUCGUGUAAGAGCUCUGAAUUUUAACCUCGUUACGACAAGUGAUCACUCAGAAACACACCAGGCUUUAACUUUCCCCUUCUGAAUCAAAUCAUCAGGUCAGAGUGUAAAUCUAAAGUGAUAGACAGCUGUGCAUCAAGUGUGCACUUAAAGGCUUGGAAAGCCCCGCCCUCUCUUAACUCUCUCACAAGAUCCAUGUGUAACUUAAAAAAUGCAGCAAGCUUGCUCUUUGUCGUGAUAAACAGGGAAUGUUUCGAGGUCGUUGCUUAGCAACGCAUCGAAUGGGGGGGGGUCUAUACCAUGUGGGCGUGUCAGUGUGGGCGUGCCAAACUCGUCUUCCUUUCAGGCGUCUAAUGAAUUUAAUGUAAUGGAGAAAUGAGAUGAGUCGAGGCUAAGCGUUAUGUUCAGAGUUUUGUCUCGCUGUGCGCCUUCUGGUCACGUGUCCACUGAAUUUUGGAAAAGAGACGAGCGGGGGACGCGAAUCAACUCUGUCUCAUGUGAAGGAUCUGUUCUGUUUAUGACGUUUAUUCUCCUCGUCGUCAGUGUGCAUGAACUUCGAGAAGAACAAAAGUAAAGAUUAUAUCAUAUAUUAUAUAUAGAGAGAGAGGUUAUCGUACAUGAUGUGGCUUUUUUUCCCCCUUCUUUUUUUUGUUUGUAAAAUGUGCCAUUCCUGGUUUAUUGUUUUGUAUUAUUGUUAUUUUAUUAUUAUGAUUAUUUUAGGUGACGUUGAGGAACGAGGUGUCAUAUGGACCGGUCCUUUAUGAUCUACGUUAUCAAUGCUGCAUCGAAGAGCCACUUUAUUUCCUCACUCGUGUACCUGUGAUUUAAAACACGCACACACUCGCAGGUGUAGUUUGUGUCGCUGUACAGUGUACGAUUAUGUCAGGGAUAGAGUAAAGUUUAUGUUCUAUUUUUCAUUCCCUUAUUUUGUAAAAAACACUUCACACACACACACACAGAGUGUAUCAGAUGUCAUGAAGAGAAUGUUAUCAGAAGAUAUUAGAGACCAGUUUCAUGUGAAAUAUGAAAAAUAAAAACGUCUCCCACAAGUUAA